Messenger RNA from Dalotia coriaria, 1749 nucleotides. RefSeq names its product glucose-dependent insulinotropic receptor-like. Gene Ontology annotation, biological process: adenylate cyclase-activating G protein-coupled receptor signaling pathway; G protein-coupled adenosine receptor signaling pathway. The record is from RefSeq and is a predicted model, not a curated record. The coding region runs from base 235 to 1368 and encodes 377 amino acids. Gene Ontology annotation, cellular component: plasma membrane. Gene Ontology annotation, molecular function: G protein-coupled receptor activity. NCBI's taxonomy places the organism in Eukaryota, Metazoa, Arthropoda, Insecta, Coleoptera, Staphylinidae. The transcript is spliced from 3 exons.
GUUUAGUCGCGGUUAGUCUCUGAUUACAAUAACUAUACGUUUUUCUCGCUUGCCGCUUCAGUCGAUGAGCGUUCACCAAGCGAUUAACAUAUUGUUAAAUUAUCGCGAUACGCAAAUUAAGUGUAAAAUUACCGACUCUGCUCGACAAUAAAUUAUGUUGUGAAAUAUUUCGCGUAACGCCGAGUUAUUUGUGAGUUAUUUUUGUAAAAUUCUUAACAUUUUUAAAAAGACAACAUGGAAAUAACUUCGGAAAUGGAUCAUACUAGUUACCCAACGACUGCCCUGGGCAGUACCACGACAUUUCAAACAUUUGCAAUGACUUUUGCUGCGAAUGCCACCAAAAACAAAACUUAUUCGCGAACAUUAAACGCGUACGAUUACGCCAUACCAGCGGUUGGUUCCUUGGCGAUUGUGUUAAAUUUAGCUGUUGUGAUAUCAAGUGGAUUAAUAUUGAAAAAAGGACAAAUGCCCAAAACCACCUACAUUCUCCUCGGAAACGUCGCCAUGUCUGAUUUACUAACAGCAUUAACCACAGUUUUCGGCCAAAUUUACCCCAAAGAAUACCGCGAGCACAAUAUCUGUUGUCUACAAAUCGGAAUGAUUGUCUCCAGCACUCUUGUAUCCGUCUACUCAGUGGGUCUAAUUGCAAUCGACAGAUUUCUCUAUAUCGUUCACGGAUUAAAAUACCAAAAGUGGAUCUACCCGAGCCGUGUACGCGUCGCAAUAGGAUUUACAUGGAUUAUAGGUUUGGUUAUCGGUUUCCUUCCGUUGACAGGAUGGCACGGUGAUACCAUGAAUGGUACCCGCUGUUGGUUUAUCCUCCUCGCGCCAAAAAACCUGGUCGUGCUCACCGUUGGAGUGGGAGCUGUACCUUUAGUUCUGGUAGUGGUUCUCUACUCAAUAAUUCUUUACCAGGCGCUCAAAAACAUCAAAAAAAUACAAAACCAACCGAAAGUGGCACCGGUAGAAGCCGGAAGUGGUAACCUACGAAUGUUUGUUGGUAACCCUCGCCAUCAGGAGGACACCCGCAAUCGUCCCAACAAAUGGCGCGCAAUUAAAGUGGUCAUGUUUACAAGUGGUGCAUUCGUUCUAAGUUGGGGACCAUACUUUGUAGCAUGUACAAUUUACGUAUUAACCGAUAAUGAAAAAAUGGCGAAUACUCUCCGAGUGUUAAUAGCAAGCCCUUUUGCUAUUCUGGGUUUUUGUAAUACUCUAAUAGAUCCGUUGAUUUACGCAUGGUGGCAUAAGGGAUUUAGGAAUUUUAUUAAACGUCAAUUUGCUUCUAUCCGAAGAAAAAGGGGAAGUGUUUCUCCUAGUAAGGAGACCUCUACUACUUCUGCUACACCUUCAGUCAUGACUGGUCAAUAAUAUUAAUAAUAGCAUGACAUAUUAAUAUAAUACUCAACAGAACGGAUUAUCUACUCACCAGUAGUUUGUUUUUCUGACGCCACCGACGAGGUAUCCUUUGUAUCCGUCGAUGUGGUACGUUCCCAUUCAGCGUACUGCACCGCAGGUCCUUCAGUAGCCCCACACAGACUGGAGUAACUGGUGCUAACAGUUGGCACCCGCUGUGAGACCGAAUAAAGAGCGCCUUCUUCAGCCUGCGCGAAAUCCUCGUGACUGGCUGCCUUUGAACGACUGGAAUAAUCACUGGAAUAACAAACACAUGACAAAGACUGUAUGUAAUCAAUCAAAAAGUAUUUUCUGGUCAAUAUUUUGUAAUAAAUGUGUGAAGUGUGACAAAUGUAA